AAUCUCGGACCUUUCGACUUCGGCCAACACUGAUUCGGGAUCCAUAAUUUGCUUACGUUGGACCCGCAACAGCAUAUUCAAAACGUUCACCAACAGCGCGUGCUCACGAGAAUCUCCUUGUUUGUACACGUUUUUUCCCUGUUUGUGCAUGCCCGAAAUCGGCAAAAAACAAAGGUUUUAUGCAAGAAUAUAGGGAUAAUACACGUUUUUUGUGUAUUAACGUCUGCAGAAGCCCGCGGGAUUGUUUGUGACCGAGACCGAAGGUCGAGGUCACAAACAUAUCCCAAGGGCUUCUGCAGACGUUAAUACACAAAACAAACGUGUAUUGUCGCUAUUCUUGCAUAAAAAAAUAUUUCACGACUAUUUAUGUAUUGUUUUCAUAUGUGAUGACUUGACGAUUCCGGUACAUUUUUUAUUUACCAUUCCUGUUGUUCUUGGAAACGGUAAACAUGUUUUAAAUAUCCGUAUCCAGAGCCCGGAAAUAAACAACACUAUCAAAAGUACAUCCUGAAGGUUUUUAAGCGAUUUUUUUUAUCUCUUAUUAUUACAAACAUAAAAUUACCAAUAAUUGUUCAUAUCAUUUCACAAUUUUUGGACUCGAUCACAAUUUCAAGAAUAAUAACUUUAUAUUCGAGUUAUAUUGAGUACGGACACGCAGUUGAAGUACGGAUGAGUACGAACGUAGUGUCAAGCUUCAAAGCUGUUUAUAUAAAUUCUUCGAGAAAUUAGAUAAAAACAUACCGACUGAUACUUACCAAAAUCAUAAAUAUGAUUCCUAAAAACAAAGAAUCGCAUAGGUAAACACGCGAUUCUUUGACAUUCACGGUUGUCUACAAAAUCUGAAUUGACGCCGAGUUCUAAAAGGGAAGUAAACAAGGGAAGAAACGAGUACGAACAAUGUUGACAAUGUUGGGGGCAGCACAUUUGGCGUUAGUUACUGAUACAUUAAAACAUUCUAUGGUUUAGAUUGCAUCUUUAAUGCUUCAAGAAGAAGUUUUCAUGAAAGAAACAAGACGCAGAUACCAGUUGUCAAUCUGCGCAGAAUUACAUAUACGGCCCUGGGAAAGCAUUUCAAAAAUAAAAAUCGGGUAUUAACAGCACGUGAAUUGCCUUGUUUGCACACGAUUUUUCUCAUUCUUGCAUAAAAACUACUUUUUUCACUGGAUCCGCCCAUGUGUAAACGGGAGAAAAAUCGUGUGCAAACAAGGCAAUUCACGUGCUGUUAACAAAUGAUUUUUAUUUUUGAAAUGCUUUGCCAGGGCAGUAUGUAUGUAUUUCUGCGCAGACUGAUAUUUGGCAUCUGCAUCUUGUAUCUUCCAUAAUAACCUCUUCUUGUAGCAUUAUAGAUACAAUGUAAUCCAUAGUAUGUUUAGCUGUAUCAGUUUCCAACCCCAAACGUACUGCCCCCAUCAAUGUACGCACUAGCUUCUCUUAGAGUUUACUCCCUUUACAAAACGUCUGUUCAGUUAUUGUAAAUAACUGUGAAUAAAUAAGUAUCGCGUGUAACUUGUGGUAUUGCCCGUUUUUAGGUAUUAUAUUAAUGAUUUUUUCAGUCAGUUUGUUUUUACCUGAUUGUUCGCAGAAUUCAUAUAAUAAACCUCGAAAGCUAGUCACUAGCUUCGUACUCAUCCGUACUCUGUUUGUUCGUACUCAAAAUAAUUCGAAUGUAAAGUUGUUAUUCUUAAAAUAAUUGUGUUCCUGUUUAUCAAAUUUUUUAGUUAUAUGCAAAAUUAUGUGUAAUGUAACGUUUGUAAUAACUAAAAAUAAAAAUAAGAUGCUCAAAAACCUUCAAAUCACGCUUUUAGUAGUGUUGUUGUUAUGUGUGCCCCGGUUAUGGAUAUUCGUCGUGUAAUGUUUUUAUGCAAGAAUAGCGACAAUACACGUUUGUUUUGUGUAUUAACCGAAGGUCGAGGUCACAAACAUAUCCCAAGGGCUUCUGCAGGCGUUAAUACACAAAACAAACGUGUAUUAGAGAUCAUUGGUGUUUUGCCUACCAAAGUAAAAAGCCUUAUCAAACUUAUCAAAUACUGGAAAAACAAAACACUAAAGGAAAAAGAUGAGCAAGAAAUGCCGAGCUUUGCUGAGAAACGAUAUGGAAAACCAAACUGGCCGAGUUCAUAUGCUCUAGAACUGGUGGUGAUGAAUGCCUGGACUGAAGCUAAUGAACCUGUCAGCUUUGACAUGACGACUCGAGCUUUGCAUGCAAUUCUAACCUCUCUGGUUAACCAUAGACAGUUUAAAAUCAUUCUAAGACGACAAAUGAAGUACAACAUGACCAUGUUACGGUCAAGGUAACAUUAAUAAUUGUAAAUAGAACAAAGCACUUCUACAUUAUCAAAAUGUUGGAGCAGAAAAUGAGUAAAUAUUUCAGAUAGUAAUAAAUAGAAGAAUACAAGGUGACAAUUUGUUUUUCAUCCCAUUGCCCUUUUCUCUUAUAUUUCAUAUCUCUCUUACCAUGAUGGUAAAAGUUGAUACACUUUU
Messenger RNA from Mercenaria mercenaria, 2481 nucleotides. RefSeq lists its product as uncharacterized. Bases 1819 to 2295 code for a protein of 158 amino acids. The record is from RefSeq and is a predicted model, not a curated record. Gene Ontology annotation, biological process: regulation of ribonuclease activity. Gene Ontology annotation, cellular component: membrane; nucleoplasm; cytosol. NCBI's taxonomy places the organism in Eukaryota, Metazoa, Mollusca, Bivalvia, Venerida, Veneridae. Gene Ontology annotation, molecular function: 2'-5'-oligoadenylate synthetase activity; double-stranded RNA binding. The transcript has 2 exons.